UUAAACCUGAUUUGUGGGUGAGAGAGGAAUCGCAGGAGGACGGGUGGGGGAUGUUGCCUGACAUUCAAAGAGAAAGAAAGACGUACACAUGCCGUGAGGCACGCAGAUGAAGAUACGGUGAGAUAGAGGAAGAACCGAGAUAGCACGAAGAUUCAUCCACACACAGAGACUGUGAGACAGACAGGCAGACAGGGUUAAGCUGUGGAAGAGGCAUAUGUUAGACAGAUGAGGGAGAUGAGGGCCAAGGUGAGGGGGAAUCUCCCGAUUUUCGCCCCGCCCUCUUGCCCCUCUCCUUCCGACUCCGCCCCGCUGACUCACCGCCGACGACAGAGACUCGCCCCUUGUGCCCCGCCUCCAGUGACUCAUGCAGACGUCACGUCCAUGCGGCUAUAAUAACCCGGAGAGGGAGCGCUUGGCAGCGGCUGAGAACUGCAGGCGGUUUGAGUAGCGCUAUGGCCAGUCUGAAGAAUCUGUGCGAGCUUGUAUCCGAGUUGAAUUUCUUGGAUCCCGAAGACUUCGCCGCCUGGAAGCCGGGUCCCGAGCCCCGGACAGUCGCACCUCCUGCCGGUUUCCGCCGCCACUCCACCAGCCACUUGCCAACCAGCAACUCCCGGACUCGACUUAGCGAUACAUACAGUCCGCUGCAGCCGCGACACACGGACCUCGCUGCCGGCUUGCCCAUGAAACCGUGGCCGGCUCUGGGCUGCUGCACCGGAGACGGGGAGUGGCCGGAGGAGCUGAGGGCCGCGCAGCAGCAGCCGCCACCUUCGCCCCGCUACAAGACGGAGCUGUGCCGGCCCUUUCAGGAGAACAGCUUCUGCCGCUACGGGGAUAAGUGCCAAUUCGCGCACGGCCUGGCCGAGCUGCGGACCCUCAGUCGCCACCCCAAGUACAAGACGGAGCCGUGCCGCACCUACCACAGCACCGGCUUCUGCCCGUAUGGUAGCCGUUGUCACUUCAUCCACAACCCCGAGGAGGAGCGCGGCCCCCGGCCUCGCUUGCGCCAGAGCGCCAGCUUCUCGGGCUUGGGCUCAGCCUGGGGGGGCCUGGGGCCCUCGGCCGCCGUCCCCGGCGAGAUCGACUGGGCGUUGCUGCGGGCAGCCUUCAGCCCCGAACUGGAAGUGGAGUUGGCCCGGACGCUGGGCCUGAACUGCUGCUCUUGCCGUCACCGCUGUCGCCAGCCAGGCCCGUCGGCCGGUAGGAGCCCCUCGUCUGACUCUCUCUCCGACCAGGAGGAUUCGGGCAGCAGCGGCUCGGAGUCGCCCGUCUUCGAGCAGACCCGGCGGCUGCCCAUUUUCAGCAGGAUCUCGGUUUCCGACUGAGGCCUGGUGGCCUGAGGUGCGGCACCCUACUCCCUCCCCGGGUGUGGGGAAAAGGUGUCUGGAUGUCACGCCACGUUUCCUACUAGUAGGUGUGUGACGGGAUUACCUUCCGAGGAUGUUGACUGAGCCCCAUCCUUUCCCUGGGGGUACCCAGGCAUCACCUGCACCGCCCCUGUGUGAGCCCUAGGGUUGUGACUGGGUGGACAAGAUCUCACUACCCUAGUUGCGACUGGGGUGCUUUCCCAGUAGCCCCCUCCCUCUCUUUAACCAUGGACGCUAGACCUUAAUCGGGAAGCGUCCAUGGACGGUGGGGCCAGUGGCCCCGAUGUAGCAGAACUACUACCACAUGCUUCCUAGGGGGAAGCGUCCUGAGCUUGUGGUAGUUCAACCUGGUAAUCGGGUACCCUAUAGUACAAUGCAUUAACCUUGUACCAAGUGUUUUCAACCUUUUUCUAAGCUGCCUAAUGUACAAUAUAGAUUAUAUUUAAAUUAUUUAUUGAAGAUUUUGGAAUGUUGUAUAUUUAAUAAUAUAGUACUAUAUUUUUAGAUAAUUUAUCCUUUAUAAAGAAACGUGUUCUGAAUAUAUCAAUUAUAAUGGUUCCAGUGCCUUAUAACUGAUUUCAAAAUAAAACAGAAAUUUUGCUUCUCCCA
Messenger RNA from Hypanus sabinus (Atlantic stingray), 1973 nucleotides. Its product is annotated as mRNA decay activator protein ZFP36L1-like. The record is from RefSeq and is a predicted model, not a curated record. The transcript is spliced from 2 exons. Bases 453 to 1322 code for a protein of 289 amino acids. Gene Ontology annotation, molecular function: mRNA binding; metal ion binding. Lineage: Eukaryota; Metazoa; Chordata; Chondrichthyes; Myliobatiformes; Dasyatidae.